Molecule: messenger RNA, 776 nt
Organism: Durio zibethinus
Lineage: Eukaryota; Viridiplantae; Streptophyta; Magnoliopsida; Malvales; Malvaceae
Source: RefSeq, a predicted model, not a curated record
UAUAUAUACCUGAAUUUCAUUUUUCUUUCUCGACUUAGGGUUUUUGUGAGGAGAGAAUCAAAGGCGCCGUCGCCAUGGUGAAGUUUCUAAAACCCAACAAGGCCGUGAUCGUCCUCCAAGGCCGAUACGCCGGACGAAAAGCUGUGAUCGUGAGAUCCUUCGAUGAAGGCACGCGUGACCGCCCCUAUGGCCACUGUUUGGUUGCAGGAAUAAAGAAGUAUCCAAGCAAGGUUAUCCGCAAGGACUCCGCCAAGAAAACAGCCAAGAAAUCACGCGUCAAGUGCUUCGUCAAGCUCGUGAAUUACCAACACCUGAUGCCCACGCGCUACACCCUCGACGUGGACUUGAAAGACAUGGUUACCGUCGAUGCUCUUCAGACAAAGGACAAGAAAGUGGCUGCCUGUAAGGCUACCAAGGAGAGGUUUGAAGAGAGGUUCAAGACUGGAAAGAACAGGACGGAUUUCAAUCUGCUUCGAUGAGAUAUUUCUGGGUUCUCCUGUUGUCAUAUGAGUUUGCAGGUUCGAAAGGGAAAGUACCUGUCUUUGCCAUGGAAAAGGAAAACGGACAACUUACAAGAUUCUAGCUCUGAUAAUAAAAGAUUUGGUUGUGGCCUAUUGGAUGGGGUGAGGGGAGCUGAACGCAGGACCUGUUGUCAUCCUCUUGUUUUACAUGUCAGUUAUUUCUCUUCUUUAUCAUCUUAUCAAACAUAAGAUGUGAUGUAGUGAAUUUUAAUUGUUCAUGAAGUUUCAAAGAAAAAUUAACGAAGGGGCAAAAUC